Molecule: messenger RNA, 1257 nt
Organism: Durusdinium trenchii
Lineage: Eukaryota; Dinophyceae; Suessiales; Symbiodiniaceae
Source: the annotation of a GenBank genome assembly
AUGAGUGAUUGGUCCCUCACGUUUGCGCGUGGCCCAGGCGUCGUGGAGGAGGCCAAGUUCCUGGAAUCUCAGGCGUAUCAGAAGGACAAAAGAGUCUUCGGUUUUGUGAAGGAUUGGGUCAGCUUCAUCUACGACAAGGUCCAGCUGUUCCUGAUUACGCCAUUGCUGUGGCAUUACGCCGUUGGAGUUUUUGGAGAGGAGGCGGAAUAUAGCUGCACCCUCUUUUGGCUCUUCCUCUUGCAGUGGGUGGAGAAGCCGAUCAGCAUUCCUUUCUCGCUCUAUUCCAACUUCGUGGUGGAGGAGAAGCACGGCUUUAACAAGAUGACAGUGAAGCUGUUCAUCACGGAUCUCAUAAAGAGCGAGAUUCUGACCUACAUCUUUGGAGGUUUGCUAGUGCCCAUGCUGAUUUGGAUCGUGCGAUACUUUGGCGCAGGUUUCUACCUGUAUUUGUGGGGCUUUGUGCAGUUCCUUAUAAUGGCCUUCAUGUGGAUCUACCCCAACUUUAUUCAGCCGCUCUUCAAUGAGUUCCGGCAGCUUCAGGAUGCCUCGCUCAAGGAGAAAAUCGAAGCCUUGGCUGCCGAGGUGAGCUUCCCCUUAACGAAGCUCUUCGAGAUUGACGGCUCCAAGCGCUCAGGGCACUCCAAUGCCUAUUUCUUUGGCUUCUGGAAGUACAAGCGAAUUGUCCUCUACGACACCUUGCUCCACUUGAAGCAUGACGAUAUCUUGGCCAUCCUUUGUCACGAAUUAGGUCAUUGGAAAUUCGGCCACACGCUGAUGAAUUUGGUGAUUAGCUCGGCACACACUUUCGUGCUAUUUUGGCUGUUCGACCUGGUGAUGUAUUCGGAGGACCCACUGCCCUUCUCGCCCUCCUACACUCGAAUGGAGGAUGUCCAUAGCAUUUCGCAGCAGUCGAUCUACAAUGCCAUUUGUGGGACCAGUACGGCGGCUGAGUGCAAACAGAAGCAUAUUCGAAUCUUGAUUUUCGUCAUAGCAGAGGCCGCGCACUUCAGCUUAAUCGCCGACCUGGUUGAGGAUCUCAUGAAUGGCAUCAUCAGUUCCUUGUCGUUGACCCAGAUGGACGAGCUGAUCCACAGCUACGGUGCCCUGCGCAAAGCCUCGGGCAAGCGCCACACGGGGCAGCUGGUCAUCGAGACGGAAGAUGUGCAGCGGCACAUGGCGGAGUUUCAUCGUGAGCUCUGCGAGAGUUUCCCCCACUUGGAGACGGGAGACGAGGGUGUCAAAGAGACGAGGGUGUGA